Molecule: messenger RNA, 3736 nt
Organism: Lampris incognitus (smalleye Pacific opah)
Lineage: Eukaryota; Metazoa; Chordata; Actinopteri; Lampriformes; Lampridae
Exons: 11
Coding region: 223-2517 (764 amino acids)
Biological process (GO): positive regulation of transcription by RNA polymerase II
Cellular component (GO): mediator complex
Molecular function (GO): transcription coregulator activity; DNA binding
Source: RefSeq, a predicted model, not a curated record
CAUUUCCCGUUGCGUGUUCGCUCUGGCGAAGCGGAGCACCUGAGUCAACGUCAACGCCGCGUCCAUCCGGAGGACUUGAGUCAGGGGUUGCGUUAGAUUUAAUUUUGCGUUACGGGUUGUUAACCACGACUGUAAACUGCGCGGUAGUCGUCGUUUUUUUGUGUGUUUUCCCCCCCUUUUAGCGGUCGAGCUCGCCGGGAGCGCGGACGUAAGGUGGAAGAAAUGUCAAGACCAAGGUCGCGAUCACCAUAUUACAGAGUGAGCCCUCGGUGGAAUGAUGGUACAGGAGAAGGUUCCCGGAGGUUCCCAUGGGAGGAUCCGGACGUUGAACCCCAGCAGGUUCUGGCACACCUGGACAGGAAGACCUAUGACAGGAGCUACCACCCCAGCAAGGGUUCUGAGGAACAAUGGUACCACUUCGAGGAGGAUAGUCCCUCAGGGGAUCAGAGAAGAUCCCCUACCUUUCGCACUGGGCACCAAGAUCGCCUAACUCCGGAAGAACAUUACCGCUGGACUCCACCAACCCAUUUGGACCAGGUGGGCUGCGCUGAGCAUAAGAGGUUCUCCCCUGAGCUGGCUCUCCACAGGCAUGAUGGCAGAGGAGACGGAGACCGAGAUGGAGGCGGGAUCAGGAAUCACUCUAAGGGUUUAAAAAAGAGCAACAGACCACCAUCUUUGGCUUCAUCACACUCAGGCCACCAACAGAGGGAGCCCUUGUCAGGUCGGAGGAGAGAAAGCUCUUCUAGAGAUUGGGGGAGGCCCAGAGACCACAGUCCAGGUGGAAGGUCUGGCAGCCAGGGGAAGGGAGAUGGUAGGAGCUGGGGAAGAAGAGAUGCAGGGGGUCCAUACAGAGAGAGAGCGAGGGACGAACCACGUCAGACAGGGAGCCCCAACUCAAAAAGGCAGAAGAGAGAGAUGGAUGACACCAUGCACCAUGGGUACGGGAAAGUGGAGGUGUUUAGGGAGCACCAUUUCUUACCAGAGAGACCCAUCGAUGAUGCAUUUGGAGGAGGCCCCGAGGGGCAUAGGGGCACCCUAGGAGACUUCUCCCACAGGGAGGGUCAGAGCUCUGGACUGCUUAUUGUUGAACAUGAUCAUGGCAUCGUAAACAACAGAGAGCCACCGCGGUGGGAGCCAUUCAACAUUCAGGACCAGGGUUUUGAUCCUGAAAGCCACACCCGCCAAAUGGAUUCCUCACAGGAGCGGUUAAGGAAGUCAAACUACAGGACUGAAACCAGAGAGGACACAAGGGCUCACUCCACUCAGGAUGUCAGGAGAGGCUCUCGUUAUGAAGCCAAGAGGAACCCAAUGCGGCAGGUCAGGCCCAGUCCUACGAGCUCAGCCAAUCCUGAUGAUCCGAUGAACCAUAGGGGUAGGAGAAGCCCUGCUUCAGCUCGAGUAAGGACAAGUCCUGGCCCCUCUAACAGCACAAUGAUGGCACCCUCUGGAGGCCCCCCUCAUAUUCAGCAGUGGCCCCAGGAACACCAAGGUCAUCAUCAAGAACACCAGAGCCAAGGCUACCGAUCCAGGAGGGAGGACCGAUACAUGGACCAUAGAAAGGAAGGCCCCAACUGGGUUGAAGAAACCGCACCUCAGUCUUGGAAACCAGAUAGGCCUAGAGAUACAGAGCGACAUCUACCCAAAGAUGACCUGGACCCAAAAAUGCCACGUCAUAGAGAACGUAUCUGGAGCAGUCAACAGAACAGCAAUGAGAUGAUUGUGGUAGCUGAGGAGACGCUCACCAUUAAAGUGGAUAUGAGUCGACCGGUUAACAAGAACAGCUCGCUGUGUUACUCCAAAGACAGACAGCUGUCUCUGGACCUGGUCAAUGUGGGCCGUCAGCGUCUGGAUUUCUUGCCCAUGUUGGAGCACUCUGGGACCUACCGGGAGAGUACCAUGCACACUGGGACCUUCGCCCAGGAAAUCAUCACACUGGUGCACCAGGUCAAAGAUCAGUACUUCAGAGGGGACAGAAUUACACUGAACCAGCGUUUCUCAGCUCACCAAGAGGGAGGUGUUCCCGAGGACGAAGAGGAGGUAGAGGAUGACGAGGAUAAGCAUACAUUGAACAGACGUUUUAGUGCGAGUAUGAACAACCUGCCUGAUCCUGAGUCCAUAUUUGCCCGAGCAACACCCUUGCAGUCUAUGAGGCAGCAGGUGGCUCGAGACCCGGGGGACCUGAGGCACGACCUUGAACGGAGGCGGCAAAUGAGACUGGAGGGGGUGAAAGUCACAAUAUCUGGUGGAGGUCUGUUACAGCUCCCCUUGGGCUCCAGAAGUGAGCAGAGCGCUGGACACCUUGACCACAAUGAGAAUGAUCAUGAGGAUGAGGGCUAUUCUGUCAUGUCUGAGGGACAGGAGCAUGGCAGGACCUGGGGUGGAAACAUGGGACCAAGGAGAGGCGCUACCGUCAGGCAGAAUACGGGCCCCCAACAUAGGAACAGUCGCCUUGGCAACCGCCUUGGGCCAGUGAGACGGCAGAACAGCCGCAGAAACAAUACCGGUCCCGACUGGUGAUUGGACUACUGUGGGGGGAAAGGUGUUUGAUCAAAAAUGAGUUUUCCCCUUAAGAUGCUACUGAUUGGCCGAGGUGACCGUUCAAACCGUUUUUUAAAAAUCCAACUAACCGGGCAGCAGUUUGUCCCCUGUUUGAGGCGAGCUGAGCCCUGUCUUCAGUGACAUAAAGCAACAGUCCAAUACUGACUAAAAAUAUUGCGGGAUGAGGAUUGUCUGCCCCUGCUGGAGGACUCCCGAGUGGAGGGAAGGAGAGGCGAAGUAUCAGUAAACUCCCUGUGAUGUUGCAGUUGGGGCAGUAUGACCUUACGUCAGAUUUUACAGCCUUGUGCGUUCUUUCACUUUUUACUCCGUGUGUGCGUAGAUGCCUGUAUGCACUUGUCUUUUACUCCUCUCAUGUAGGUCCCAGCCAAGGACUGUAUAAGUUGAAGUGCAUUUUGUUUCAGACUUCUUCAUUACUUGUCUAUUUGUGUCCAGCUGACCUGCUUGGUAGAGAGUGAGACAGAUAGCUUCAGGAGAAACCUCAUGUAUGUCCGGAUACAAAGGAGACCUUCGGGAGUCUGGCUGUGUUGGUCGUUGGGUCUAUCAAACAAUGCUGUGGUGCUUGAUAAAGAUUAACUGCUGUCUGGAGGUCUACAACCGAUACCAGCAGACUCCCAGAGGGUCUUGUAUCAGGGCUAGCCCGCCCUCAAGAGUUCCUUGGCUCAAGUCUAGUUUUGUGCUACUAAGCAGUAAACCGUGUAAUUGCAACAGUUUAAGUAGCUGAUAUCCCGUUAUUAUCGUUGUACAUUUGUUUGCUCAUUUCACACCUACAUCCAUCCAUCUGCUUUGUCAGUGAAGAGAAAGACCUUUCUGCAUCUUUUUGUUUUAGUAUGCUCUGUUGUAGUGUUUGGAAGCAGACGAGCGCAGCUGUUCAGGUUGAUGUUGGAAACUUAAGUGUCACGCUGAAGUAGAUGUAAAUGGUCUUUCUGGAAUGAUUUGUUUCAUUCAUGUCAUGCUCUGCUGUUGUCGACUGAUACAAUGUUUAAAGGCAGAAAUCACAUCGUUGACCGAGGACGCUGCGGGUAUGCUCAACGGCCAAAUAAAUAUUCUCUUUGUUAAAAACUCUAAUGUCUGUUGAGUGUUCAAAUAGCGUUGGUUACUCUGGAUACAAGCCAGAUGUUUUGUUCCACCAUGGACUGGAAGUUUAUCUGAUUAAAUGAAAGAACUGCUUCUUGCCUUG